Molecule: messenger RNA, 4707 nt
Organism: Puccinia triticina
Lineage: Eukaryota; Fungi; Basidiomycota; Pucciniomycetes; Pucciniales; Pucciniaceae
Exons: 33
Coding region: 1-4707 (1568 amino acids)
Biological process (GO): transmembrane transport
Cellular component (GO): membrane; fungal-type vacuole
Molecular function (GO): ABC-type peptide transporter activity; ATP binding; ATP hydrolysis activity
Source: RefSeq, a predicted model, not a curated record
AUGAAUCCGGACGGGGCCCGCCAGCUGGACUUCAUCUACCAUCUGUUUAGUAGCACCCCACCACUCGGCGAUCGACAACAGGAUGUGGCGCAAGGAGAAGGAGAGCGCGAGGGCCCGACGAUGCUCACCGCCGUCCUGGUAUUCUGGAUCCCGUUCGGCCUGCUGCUCAUCAACCUCCUCACGAUCGCACGGCUGCCACGGCUCCGCUGGAACUUCUUCAGCGCCUUCAUCACACUCGCCGACCUGCCUGGAGAACACGCACAAGUGACGCGUGCCCCGCCGGCCUGGAAGCAGCCUGCCCUAGUCGCCGGCGCCGCCGCCCUCCUGCCGCCCUCAUUGGCCGGCUUCAGCUACCAGAUCAUCCAGCAUCCUGUGCUCUUCGAUCCGCACAACGCCGGGGCAAUCAUCCCCAUGCUGGUCUGGCUGUACUCCUUAAUCUAUCUAUCCAUACGCACCAUCACUCGACCGGUCUACCAACUCCUGCUGCUCUGGACAUCUCUGGCCGUCGCAGAAGCUGUCAAGAUCUCGCUGGCAAUAGACGCCGAUGGGGCGCCAUCCAAGCUGAUUAUCAUCUGGAGGGCCCUGCAUAUCUUGCUGAUCCUCGGGCUGAUCUACGUGGCCGGCUCGUACCCGAUCCUCGACGUCUUGCCGUGCCAAAACGUCGCCAAACCAGGCACAGCUCCCUCCGCAAACGAUACCUGUCCCGAAGAUACCGCCUCCUUGUGGCAGUGGCUCUCCUUCUCCUUCCUCGAUCCUCUCUUGCAACUCUCUCAGCAAAGAGCGCUUAAAGAAGAAGACGUCUGGAAACUCUCCCCCUUCUUCCAGCAUCGGAUACUGUUCGCGCGUUACGUCAGACUGAUCAAAGAAGAAUAUCCAUCGGCAGAUCGGAAGAUCAGUCUGAUAUGGAUCUUGGUCCGGUCGAAUUCGCUAGAUUUGAUGAUCUCCUUGCUCGUAGAUCUGUGGUCCGCCGUCGUUGGCUUCGUGUCCACGUACGCAAUCAAACGGAUCUUAGACGGGCUGUCAUUCGGCGAUAGAUCGCUCUCAUUCAAAUUUGCAAUCCUACACUUCUUGUGCAACAUGAGUUUUGCGCAGCUCGAUCUCUGUGGGAAAUGGCACGCUAGGAGGUGUUAUGAGAGAACCCGCGGGCAGCUGUUCAAUAUUUUACAUGAUAAAGCUCUUAGACGGAAAGACAUGAGCGGGGUGGUGCUGUCCAAACCCAGCUCAUCCGAGUCAGAAGAGACAGACAAAAACGACCAAAGCCAUGCAAACAUUGGCAAGAUUUCUAAUCUGAUGGCCGGAGAUUCGUACCAAGUCGCCGAGCAGUUCUGGCACUCUGCGGCCGUCGUCACAAGCCCACUGCGGCUCGUGAUUUCCCUAGUGUUCCUGUACAAGCUGCUCGGCUGGAGCGCGUUCUUUGGCGCUGGCAUGGUUGGCGCGGCCUACUUGUUGAAUUGGCCGCUGAUAAAGUUCGAUGUUAAGUUUUCGCGAGAGUACUCUCACGCGCGGGAUAAACGGAUGACCAUCGCCACUGAAACUAUACAAUCUAUCCGUUUCCUGAAAUUUAUGGGAUGGGAAAAUAAGUGGGAAAGCAAGGUUCAAAGUUCCAGGGAAUUAGAGCUGUCGCUUAGGAUCAAGCAGAUGAUCCUUUCGGCGAUCAUUUCCUUCAUUUGGAUCUUCGUGCCGACGGCGGUCUUAUUGAUCUCUUUCUGGGCCUUCACCUCGGUCUUCCACCAACCACUGACCGUUAGUAUUGCCUUCACCUCGAUUUCUCUGUUCACUCAGCUCCAAUGGGCUCUCCAGGAGCUUCCGAACCAAAUCACCGCGUGGUUGAGAGCCUUGGUAUCUGUCAGACGGAUCGAGAAGUUCCUGGCCGAGGAAGACGUGCCUGCAUGGGUGACGAGCCUGAGCCGAGUAGAAGCGGACGAGGAGGGCCAACAACCAGUGUCUGAGCCUGGCUCGAUCCGCUUCGAUCAGGCGUCCUUCACGUGGCCCCAGUCGGAGGAAUCCAAGAAAACGGAGUCGUUCGUCUUGGGACCCGUCACAUUGGACUUGCCCGUCGGCAAAUUGUGCAUCGUCACUGGCCCCACCGGGUCUGGUAAAAGCAGCUUCUUGUGCGCUAUCCUGGGAGAAAUGGAUUGCGUCGAGGGCUCUGUGCUUGUGGAUAAGGCGGAUGGGAAGCUGGCCUAUGCGUCCCAAACAGCCUGGCUGGAGUCCGCCACAAUCCGGGAGAACAUUGUCUUCCAGAGUGAAUUUGACCAGAGUCGAUAUGACGCCGUAGUCGCGGCUUGUGCGUUAACCCAAGACCUUGCCAUCAUGCCCCACGGCGAUAAGACGGAAAUUGGCGAGAGAGGCAUCAGUCUGUCCGGCGGCCAAAAAGCGAGGAUUUCCCUCGCGAGGGCCAUCUACUCAAGGGCAAAAAUCUUGCUGCUGGACGAUCCGCUCUCGGCAGUUGACAUGCAUACUGCGCGUACCUUGGUAGAAGGUCUACAAGGAGACCUCCUUCGAGGCCGAACAGUGGUGCUGGUUACACACCAUCUCGGCCUUUGUCAACCGGCAGCCUCGCUGCUUAUCCAUAUCAAAGGAGGCCGGAUAGACUAUGCAGGGUCAGCCACCGAGUUCAAGGUGGAUCCGACGGAGCUUGCAGAUGACCCGACCACGGAAGAAUCGUCCAAGCCAGGCUCGCAAGCAGAGUCGAGCAGCUCCGCCAGUCUUAGUCGGCCCAGAUCCCCCGAGCUGUCCAAGACGAGCGCAGCCGUCGAGGAUGCUGAUCUCGAAGGCGACGGCCGCUUGAUCGAGAAGGAAAAAAUCCAGGAGGGAAGAGUCAGUGGCGCAACAUACUUGAGCUAUCUCAAUGCUGCCGGUUGGCUUAAUUGGGCUCUCCUGUGCGGACUCAUGGUCUGUAGUCGCUUGUCGUCCGUUGCUUCGCAAUGGGCCUUAAAACUGUGGGGCGAAGCGUACCCGCACACCGCGCUCGAGCUCGUUGCGAUCUAUGAUCCCACCAAAGGCUUUCCUCGACCAGAUGUGAAUGUCGAUCCAUGGAUCCGACUCUAUCUGAUAAUCGGAUUGACGACCGGGUUCAUCAUCCUCGCCGGUUUGGCGGUCGGGAACUUCGCCGAGUUGAGAGCUUCUCGGAAGCUGUUUUCGGCUAUGCUCGGGCGUAUCGUUCGGGCACCAACUCGAUGGUAUGAUGUUACACCAACUGGAAGGAUUCUGAACCGACUGGUGUCAGAUAUAGACACCGUAGAUUUCGCUUUACACGAGACUUCUGUUGGGGCAAUCCGCGGAACCAUCGCAUUCGUUAUUUCGUUCAUCGUUAUCAUCCUGGUCGUGCCCACGUUCACUCCGAUCGCCUUGUUCAUCGCCUGGUUGUAUGUCCGAUUGGGCCCCAAUUAUAUCAAAACUUCUAGAGACUUGCGGCGCUUGGAAUCAGUUUCUAGGUCUCCUAUGUUCCAAAAUUUUUCUAAUCUCUUGUUUGGUAUUCAGUCCAUUCGUGCCUAUGCCGCUGAAGAUCGAUAUCAAAAUCUUUUCUUCAGCUCCUGUGAUACUUUCCAAACGAUGGACCAUCAUUAUUGGUUGACAAAUUUCUGGUUGAUGUGGCGAUACGAUUGUUUAGGAUCAGUCGUCGUGUUCUUGACCACGUGUUUUGCACUGGUGUCUGGGGUCAGUGAAGGAUUCGCGGCGAUCAGUGUAGUCCAAGCCGAAAUCUUUGCCCAAGCUACCCGAUCGUUGGUCUCAGUGUUUGCACAACUAGAAUUAGAUUUUAAUGCUGUUGAGAGAAUAACUGAAUAUCUGAAGAUCCCUCAGGAAGCACCAUCGAUUAUUGAGAGCUUCAGGCCGCCUGCCUAUUGGCCCUCUGAUACAUCAGGAUUGAUUGUUGAGAACUUGGUUGUCAAAUACGCUGAUCACUUACCGGCCGCUCUGAAAGCAAUCUCAUUCGAAAUCAAACCGAGAGAAAAAGUCGGGAUCAUCGGUCGAACCGGAUCUGGAAAAUCUACUUUGGCGAUGUCAUUGUUAAGGAUUCUAGAGGCGACAAGCGGUAGGAUAAUCUUGGAUGGGAUUGAUAUCAGUCGGAUUGGUUUAGAGGAUUUGCGAACUCGUAUUACGAUAGUCAGUCAAGAUGUGACGUUAUUUGAAGGGACCGUUCGAGAUAAUCUAGAUCCCUUGCACAUCCACAGCGACGAGGAAUGCUGGGAAGUAUUAAGGAGCUGUGGUCUGGCGAGCAUGGCAGCGAUAUUUGGAGCCCAGGAACUACCAUCGGCGAAGACGGACGAAGAGGACGACAGUACCUCGGAUACACUGACGGCUCCUCACCCGGCCAGGAUCUCGCUGAAAUCGCUGGACACGAAGCUUAGUGAGGGCGGCAAGAGCUUCAGUGUCGGUCAACGGCAGAUGUUAGCCUUGGCUAGAGCCAUGUUGAGGAGCACAAAAGUGGUUAUCAUGGAUGAGGCUACAUCAUCGAUUGACAUGGAAACUGACGCAAGAAUUCAAGCAACCAUCAGAGAGUGUAUGGGCGAUUCUAUGGUCAUCACUAUUGCCCAUCGACUCUUCACCGUCAUAGACUACGAUAAGUUGAUCAUUUUGAAAGAGGGCCAAAUCAUCGAAUUAGGCUCGCCUAAAGAUCUGAUACAGGACGUGAAUAGCGAGUUUAGGAGGAUGUGUGAAUCUAGUGCCGAUUGGCUCUCGCUCAAGAAUCAGCUGCUUUCGUGA